CUCGUCUUUCUGAGGGAAUAUAAGCGACGCUCGAGUCUAUUCACAAGCUAUCCUCUGAGCGCAACAAACUCUACGAACUCCUCCGAAGUCAACUUCACUUAUACCUCAAGGCACAAUGGUUAAACGCGUGGCAGUGAUCCUGGCUGGCUGUGGUGUGUACGAUGGCACAGAGAUCAACGAGGCCUGUUCAGUGCUGGUGCACCUGAGUCGGGCUGGAGCAGAGGUGAAAAUGUUUGCUCCUGAUGCAGAGCAGAUGCAUGUGGUCAACCACUGCGAGGGAAAGCCCCAGACAGAGAAACGCAACGUGCUACAGGAGAGUGCGCGCAUCGCCCGCGGCAACGUCACAGACCUGGCUAAGCUCGAUGUGGCCGCCUUUGAUGUUCUCAUCAUCCCAGGUGGAUUCGGAGUGGCCAAGAAUCUGAGCGACUGGGCAACAAAGGGGAAGGACUUCUCUGUGAAGUCCGAGGUGGAGAAGGUGAUCAAGGGCUUCCACAAGGCGGGCAAGCCCAUCGCCAUGUGCUGCAUCUCUCCCGUGCUUGCUGCCAAGGUGCUGCCCGGCUGUGAGGUCACUGUCGGCCAUGACUGCGAGAGUGAGAAGUGGCCCUAUGCGGGGACAGCCAAAGCCCUGGGUGAGCUGGGCUGUAAACACGUGUGCAAGAACGUGACCGAGGCACAUGUCGAUAAGAAAAACAAACUGGUGACCACAAGUGCUUUCAUGUGCAAUGCGCCAAUCCAUGAAGUGUAUGAUGGACUGGGUGUCAUGGUUACUGAGGUUCUCAAGUUGUAGCUUGUGUCAGUUGUAGGUGUUUGGACCCACGUCCUUUUUAAUAAUUGCACAUCAGGACAUUUUUGUGGUUGUAGCUUUUGUGUUGCUGUUUAAGUUUCAACCUGUGGUUGUGUUUUAUGCAGGAGAACCAUUUGUGAAAUAGACAUUUUUGCCUUAAUGCUUACUGUCUGUUGUAUAUUGAUAUGAAUAAAAUCAUUUUUUUAUUAUUGGA
Messenger RNA from Alosa alosa (allis shad), 998 nucleotides. RefSeq lists its product as uncharacterized. NCBI's taxonomy places the organism in Eukaryota, Metazoa, Chordata, Actinopteri, Clupeiformes, Clupeidae. The transcript is spliced from 5 exons. The coding region runs from base 116 to 787 and encodes 223 amino acids. The record is from RefSeq and is a predicted model, not a curated record.